Fusarium pseudograminearum CS3096 is the source of this 1266-nucleotide messenger RNA. RefSeq lists its product as uncharacterized. Gene Ontology annotation, biological process: phosphatidylethanolamine biosynthetic process; phosphatidylcholine biosynthetic process. The record is from RefSeq and is a predicted model, not a curated record. The transcript is spliced from 2 exons. Gene Ontology annotation, molecular function: ethanolamine kinase activity; choline kinase activity. NCBI's taxonomy places the organism in Eukaryota, Fungi, Ascomycota, Sordariomycetes, Hypocreales, Nectriaceae. Bases 1 to 1266 code for a protein of 421 amino acids. Gene Ontology annotation, cellular component: cytoplasm.
AUGGCAUCCUCACCAGCCAACCUCGAUUUUGGCCAUGUUCCUUUCUUGGACCUGGCCUAUGACAACAAUGAAUCACACGACUCGGCCCUCAAACUCAUCUUGACUCUCAUGCCGGAUUGGGCUAGCGAAGACUCAGAUGUCGACUUUGUGCGCUUUACUGAUGGCAUCACCAACACUCUUUUAAAGGCCAUCAAUCGCCGCCCUGGUAUGUCAAAGCUUGAUGUUGACCGAGAUUCCAUUCUGCUGCGUGCUUAUGGUCAUGGAACUGCCGUUCUCAUUGACCGUGAACGUGAGGCCGAGAACCAUGAGCUACUCAUGAAGCACGGCCUUGCUACUCAGUUGCUUGCUCGUUUCAAAAAUGGCAUGAUGUACCGUUAUAUCCUGGGCAAGCCUGCCCGCGCCCAGGAUCUCUGUGAACCUCUUAUCCUAUCUGCCAUUGCCCGACGUCUCGCGCACUGGCACGCGACUGUCCCUUGCUUGCCAGACCCAAACCACGCCCGGGAUGACAAGCACGUAAACGGUAAUGCCUCUACCAACGGCCAUGCCAAUGGUUGUGUGAAUGGAGAUGGCGACAAGUCCCGUCAAGAACAAAUUGAUAGUACUGCUCCUGGCAAGCCUCCACCUAACAUGUGGACGACCAUGCAGAAAUGGAUCUUUGCCUUGCCUACUGAUACGGAGGCUCAACGAGAAAGGCAAGCCCUGCUGCAAGCCGAGUUGGAGGAGAUGGUAAAGAAGUUGAGUCAACGGCCUGGCCUUGGCAAGAACGGGCUUGUAUUUGCACAUUGCGAUCUGCUAUGUGCCAAUGUUAUCAUCCACGAAGAUGACGAUGCUGCACCUACAGUCGACUUCAUCGACUACGAGUAUGCUACUCCUUCGCCUGCCGCGUUUGAUGUGGCGAACCAUUUCGCAGAGUGGGCGGGAUACGACUGUGAUUACGCAGCCGUCCCUAGACAGGACCAGCGACUCGCUUUUGUGACGGAGUACAUCAAGUCCUAUUUUGCGUUAACAGGCGAGAGUGUUGACGAGGAAGAGGAAGUGCGCAAGCUUAUGGUUGAAGUCGAUGCCUACCGAGGAGUGCCAGGCUUCUACUGGGGCAUCUGGUCACAAAUUCAAGCCGUCAUCUCAAAGAUUGACUUUGACUAUGCUCAGUAUGCCGAGCUGCGUUUGGGCGAGUACUGGGCAUACAAGGCUGAGGAGGAUGGUAGCCGAAAAGCUUCAGGCCAAGAGAUGCCGCUGAGGGAGCAGACGUGGUGGCGCAACGAGUAG